AUGAUCGGUCCUGGUAUACCACGCGAGAUGGAAUCCAACGCUGAACUUCUUACCGACGCCGCCUUCUUCUUGGAGACUGCGAAUUUUCUGGAGAUGCAUUCAUUGGUGUCAACCGACAAUGUGGAGCCAAGCGGCACGCUAGUGAUGCCUGAACAACGAGGAGCGCCAUCCCUCGGGAAGGCUCGAGGGCGUGAAAUCAGUGGCGAAGCAGCCAUCAACACGCUGAAACUCUACCGCGAGAAAGAAAAGUUUCGACGACGCAAACAACGACAACGCAUCAAAGACGAGACCGAAGGUCUACGGCGAAGAAGCGACGAGCUGAGUCUGCAACUCAAGAACCUAAAGUUUGGCAAGGAAGUAAAACGCACUGCUUCAAGUCGACAAUUCUCCAUCUGGAAAGAGGUUGCUUCGAUCCAACGCGAGGAGCGACUGAAGUCAGAGGCAGAGCAGAGGAGGCUGACCACGACGGCGAAUACGCAAGCGGCCUACAUCGACAAUCUGCGCGGGUUGUUCCAUCUUCGCCAAAAACCAGCAAGUUGGAUGAGCGGAACGGAGCACACGGAGAACAGCGACACUGGGCACUCGGAGAGAAUCGACACAAUAGAGCCUCGGCUUGGGAUGUCGGAUGUUCCUCUGUUUACGUCGCUGCUGCAAAAGAUCGAUGCAUGUUACGCCCGCUUUGACGAUGUUGUAAAUCGAUCAGGCCUGACAGCAAUGCCUGUGGGGGAGGUGAACUCUACGCAGUGGCGCAACGACAGUGUGUUCGACCCAGAGGUCGGAUAA
This is a messenger RNA of Phytophthora infestans T30-4, 783 nucleotides long. RefSeq lists its product as uncharacterized. The record is from RefSeq and is a predicted model, not a curated record. Lineage: Eukaryota; Oomycota; Peronosporomycetes; Peronosporales; Peronosporaceae. Bases 1 to 783 code for a protein of 260 amino acids. The transcript is spliced from 3 exons.